Funneliformis mosseae is the source of this 663-nucleotide messenger RNA. NCBI's taxonomy places the organism in Eukaryota, Fungi, Glomeromycota, Glomeromycetes, Glomerales, Glomeraceae. The record is from the annotation of a GenBank genome assembly.
AUGACGCGAAUGAAAUUUGAACAAUUUACAACAACAACUUCCACGCAUCGAACCUUUGAAAAUGUCAUAAAUGAAAGUAAUCAUGAUGAAAGUCGAUCAAAAACCAUGUGGAUUCCACAAGGUUAUCAGGUGACCAUCGCCUUUUGGGCUUUGACAUUUUUACUCUUUUCUUUAACUACGACCUCUUCUAUCAUGAUGGGAUUGAAUCGAAAUCUUUUACAUGAAGAAAAUGGUCCCGUUAUGAGAAGGAACAAAGCAUUUUUAUAUGCGAAUGGUUGUCUCUAUGGCACUUUUUGGUUUCAUUGUACUUUUAUUAUUUUCAUCUUGACGUUUUAUGGAAGGAAUUUAUUAAGAAUGACAGAAGAAAGUUUUAUGUUAACAGGAAUUCAAGACGCCGGUAGUAGCAAUAUUCCUGAUAGAAUAAAAAGAAGGUUGGAAAAAGCAAACAUCACCUUCAAAGCAUAUAUUAAUAAGUUAUUAAGUGCUCUUUGGAUUGGUUUGUUGUAUACCGCCAUUUCAAAUUUUGCACCUUCGAUAUGUCUUUUCGCGAUUUUAAUUGCAAUUGUACGAGCAGAAAUGAAUCCGGACCAAGAAGCAGCCACCGCAGUAGCAGUUAUUGAAUUGAAUGAGAUAAAUUCAUUUUUUUCAGACGUUGAAUCUUGA